Verticillium alfalfae VaMs.102 is the source of this 1458-nucleotide messenger RNA. RefSeq lists its product as hypothetical. The record is from RefSeq and is a predicted model, not a curated record. The coding region runs from base 1 to 1458 and encodes 485 amino acids. The transcript has 5 exons. Gene Ontology annotation, cellular component: MBF transcription complex; SBF transcription complex. Lineage: Eukaryota; Fungi; Ascomycota; Sordariomycetes; Glomerellales; Plectosphaerellaceae. Gene Ontology annotation, molecular function: DNA binding; transcription regulator activity.
AUGCUUUCUCUUGCAUCUCUCCUCAACCCUUCCCCUCAAGGAUCCUCUCCCGCUCCACCUACCACCCGACUCCCUCAGUUUAUGCCUAGCCCUACAGCCUCCUCGCCUGCCACCUCGACUGCUGAUGAUACCUCGCCGUCACGCACCGGAAGGCCGCUCGUGACCAAGUUCAGGAUGACCAAAGAGCUGCUCACUGUCAAAUCAAAACCGAGGGGUCCUAUCAAUUACUGGCCCUACCAAGAUGUCGACGACGCUGCCCGCCGUGCGGUUGAGAAAUUUCAAGUCACCCCUUUUGGCCAGAUUCACAACUGCUGCGCACACAUUCCGUACAACAGUGGAAAGAAAGACUUCUACGAGAAAACGGGACGGGAAAGCUUUGAAGUCUUCAAGUACGAGUUCAGGGUGCCGGGCGUUGACGCCGAGUUUAUGGUCAUGUGGGACUACAAUAUUGGCCUGGUUCGCAUGACUCCCUUCUUCAAGUGCUGCAAGUACGGAAAGGCCUUGCUGACUGGCGUGCUCGAGACGGUCCCAGCGAAGAUGUUAAGCCUCAACCCUGGGCUCAAAGACAUCACACACAGCAUCACAGGCGGUGCCAUUUUGGCUCAAGGAUACUGGAUGCCCUACAACUGUGCCAAGGCUGUCUGCGCGACAUUUUGCUACGACAUUGCUGGAGCGUUGAUCCCGCUAUUCGGUCCCGCAUUCCCAUCUGAAUGCACACCGCCCGGUGCCCCCGAAUUUCAACGCAUGAUCAUCAGCUCGCAGAUCAUAUACGACGCCCAGCGAGAGGCGGAGAUUACGCGCCGGAAUAUCUUACGUGCUGUGGCCUCGAGCAAUCGUGUCAGCGGCGGUAGCUACACCAGCAGCCCCGACUCCCGCCAGGACCGCCGACCCCUGCGGCCGGUCCGUGACGUCGACCGCCGUCUCCGCGUCUAUACCCGGCUCCUGAGCCCCUACAGUACAGACACGGACGCUGAAGGCCAUCAUUCCGGCCCGGAUUCGGGUCCGGACUCGGCCUCGAGUUUGGUCUCUAGCGCUCUCGGCUAUGCUUUCCACCGCCCGGCAGCCCCGACCCCCAUGCGGCACACCUCUGGCUGGACGGCCGCGAAUCAUGGGCACCCGCCCGUACAGGCACGUCCUCGCCAGCUCCCACAAGCGUACCACCGGGAGGGUACGGGGUUCCAGCCGCCGAACCCCUGGCUCAGCGCCGUCCCCCGCUUCGCCCCCGCGCCCAUGACGUCGGCAGCACAUGCACCGCCGCGCAGCCAGCCCCUGACGCAACGGACGUGGCCGGCUAAGCGGCGGUGGCGAGAGCCAGAACGGCAGCCCAGCGCUCCGGUACAUUGCGGAGAAGAGGCGGGAGGAGAACGUGCCGGGGGUGGACCCUGCCGAGAAGAAUGCAGCUUUGCUGUUGAUGGACCUCAGCGUGCGGGACCAGAUUUUCCACCGCCAUGCUGCUGA